CAGCUGAUGUUUAUUUGAUUGACUUCCUGAUGUAUGCUGUACGGAGUACCUAUAGAACUAGUACUUUGCUGUUGAUUAUAUCAAAUCUAUAGAUUUACAAUGACUUCCUCUGAAUGCAAACCGUGGGCUCAGCUUGUGUGUACCACAGAUACAGAUUCGGAACCCAUUACUAUUGACAAAGAUAAGUUUACGAUUGGAAGAGCGAAAGACUGUGAUCUCUCUAUGCCUGCAAACCGCUUGGUCUCUGGAAAGCACUGUUUCAUACAAAAAGAUGGAUCUGGGAGAGUUUGGUUGUAUGAUACAAGUACUAAUGGAACAUUAGUGAACAACAAGGCUAAAAUAUCAAAAGGAGAAAGCACUGAGCUGAAUCAUGGAGAUGAGAUUCAUGUAGUUUUCAAAAAGGGAGAUGAAGAACAGAAUGUUAGUUACCUGUACCAGUCCAUGGCAGAGUUGGAACGUGAAAUGUUAGAUGAAACCCAGGAGUAUACUGCAGAUCUUAGUGAUAUCAAGGAAGACUCAGAUGAAGAGCCAGUGCAUGUACAAAAGAGAUCUGCAGAGGAAGCAUUUGGCAGUGAUGAUUCAACAGAACCAAAGAAAAUCAAACCUGGAAAAGUUGGAGAGGAUUUACAAAAUGAUUCUAAGGAUCACUUUGAGAACAAACCCUCAAAAAAGAAACACUCCGAGACAGAGAUUUCAGGCGGAGGACAUAAGUCCUAUAACGUAGAUUCUGUAUCCAGAUGGCAUGAGCAGUCAGCACUGCAUACUUAUGAUAAAGAACAGGAUGAUGAUAUGGAAAUGAGGGUCAAGAAGUUAGCUAGGGAUGAAAUAGAAGAAACGUUGCUGUGUUCCAUAUGUCAAGAUAUUUUACAUGACUGUGUUAGCCUCCAGCCUUGCAUGCAUUCCUUUUGUGCUGGUUGUUAUUCGGAUUGGAUGGAAAGAUCACAUGAAUGCCCAUCAUGUCGGUACAAGGUAGAGAGGAUCAACAAAAAUCACAUUGUAAACAAUCUUGUGGAUGCUUACCUGAAGGCCCAUCCAGAAAAAAGAAGAUCUGCAGAAGAUUUGCAAGAAUUGGAUGCUAAAAACAAAAUUACAAAGGACAUGCUAUAUCCACCACGUAAGAAGAGGUACAGUGAUGAUGAGGAUGAGCAGUAUUCUGACAGCUCUGGAAGCCAGUCUGAUAUUGAUAGUGAUAUUACUACCCCUGCCUUUCCUGCUCCCAUAGCUCGCAUUGGAGGAUUUGUCUUUGGAGGUGAUGGGCCACCAAGAGCCGUGUGUAGGUCCUGUCCCGGGCACAGACCUUUGCAAAUGGUGACCCCAGCUGCCACAGUGCCUGCUGCUACUACAGCAGUUCCUCAGACAGCCGCUGUCUCAUCUCCAACUGAUGCAGCUUCUGGGGAUUGUAAUGCAGCCACCCAAGGGAAUGCUACUAGUUCCCCUCAAAACCAAUUACAUUCCACACCAGGAACCAGUGCUAGUGAAGGAACCUCUUCCAGUGCUGGGGGGGCUGGUCCAUCCACAGCAACUUCUGCAGAUGUGAAGCGAAUGCCUCAGGCACCUGUCUAUAUAUGCACUCCUCAGCAAAACCACAUCUUAUGCCAGUGUUGCUUUGAGCCCAUGCCAGAUAGACGGCAUCUGCAGUUCACUGACCCGGAAAUGCCAAGAAUGCAGUGUGCCAUAUGUCACAGGACCUUCUGUCAUGCAUACUGGGGCUGUAGAAGAGCAGCAUGUCUUGGUUGUCUCGAUAGGUUUAGAGAUUUGAACUUGGGUCAACAAUGCCUAGAUCACAUUAUAUUGGACAAUGCCUAUGAGUCGAGGAUAUUCAAGGAGUAUUUGCAAGCUGAGAAUUUAAGUGUCCACGAUGUUCUCCGCAAAUGUUUAACCAAACUGGAUGCCAGAGACUACACUUGUCCAGACAAUGCAAGGCUGGAGCACCUGACAUCAGAAACUUACAUAUGCUAUUCUUGUGGCUUGCGCAAUUUCAAGGAACUUGCCUAUGAAUUUAGAAGGGAUAUACCUGCAGACAAACUGCCAGCAACUGUAACUGCCAGACCCAACUGCUACUGGGGCCGAAACUGCAGAACACAGAGACACAAGCCACUUCAUGCUCAGAGAUUCAACCACAUCUGUGAGCAAACCAGGACACUCUGAUAUUGGCAUAUUUUUUGUGGAGAGGCAAAUAUUCCAUGCAUGCAGGACCACAAGAAUGCAGAAUAUUAAUAUUAAACUUUGUUAAAGUGAAAGACUGGAAUCUAGAAAUAAAUUUUGCAAUUUUGUCAUUUUUAGUAAAUGAGACAUGAAAUGUCAACUGAGAAAUUUUAUCUUAGUCAUUUCAGGCAAUUGGUUUACUUUGUCAUCUUUAUC
Lingula anatina is the source of this 2361-nucleotide messenger RNA. RefSeq names its product E3 ubiquitin-protein ligase CHFR. The record is from RefSeq and is a predicted model, not a curated record. Gene Ontology annotation, cellular component: nucleus. Gene Ontology annotation, molecular function: ubiquitin-protein transferase activity; protein binding. Gene Ontology annotation, biological process: protein ubiquitination; mitotic cell cycle checkpoint signaling; ubiquitin-dependent protein catabolic process. Lineage: Eukaryota; Metazoa; Brachiopoda; Lingulata; Lingulida; Lingulidae.